Molecule: messenger RNA, 504 nt
Organism: Ostertagia ostertagi
Lineage: Eukaryota; Metazoa; Nematoda; Chromadorea; Rhabditida; Trichostrongylidae
Source: the annotation of a GenBank genome assembly
UCCUAUCAAAGCGUUUUCAGGUUGUAUGGCUGUUACGAAAAUCUGGUAGGAGGGCACCUUUCUGAUGCCUUGCAGGAUGUUUCCGGAGGAGUUGCUGAAACCCUAAAUGUAGCCAAGUUCCUAGCAAAUGCAACAUCGGAUGCAUCUCAGUCCCUGUUCAACAACCUGAAGGAAGCAUUCGACAAUGAAGCGCUGAUUGUUGCUGCAAUAGCGGUUGUUCUAUUCGCCGUCGAUCGUUUUAUCUCAAAGUUCUUUGUUAUGAGAUUGUUUGAUUCUGUGACGCUUAAGGCGAGGUCUAAGGGAGAAAUUGAGGAGGCCCUAGAUUGCGGCUUGGUCAAAGGACAUGCCUACGCUGUCACAGCUGUAAGAUAUGUGGAGCUGGAUGCUAAGUCAAGCGUUUUCAGCCACACGAAUAAUAUACGAAUACGGAUGAUUCGUCUCCAGAAUCCAUGGGGCGAGAAGGAGUGGAAUGGACCUUGGAGCGAUGGGAGCAGGGAGUGGGAA